Molecule: messenger RNA, 822 nt
Organism: Aegilops tauschii subsp. strangulata
Lineage: Eukaryota; Viridiplantae; Streptophyta; Magnoliopsida; Poales; Poaceae
Source: RefSeq, a predicted model, not a curated record
AUGGACUUUGGAGAACUGAUGAAAGACUGGAUAGAAGAUUGGUCAGAUGAUGAAAAUUCAGAUCGUGAAGAUCGGUCAGAGAAUGGGAACGAAUGGGACGAUCUUAAUAUCGAUGAGCUUGAUGAUGAUCAGGAAAACAACUCGGAGCUCUCGAAUGAAGAUUACAUUAGUCAGUUCAUUUCUGAAUGUCAUAAUGCGUACGACUAUUACGGUGAAUCCGACGCGGAGACAAGCCUUAACGACGAAUCAUUAGAUGCACCUGAUUCUAGGGAGUCCCAGUCGUCGGUCAUCAUGAGUGAGGUGACACAAGAUGAUGGGACAAAGAAUGUCCAAGAUACUGCCAGUGCAGAUGAUAAGAGGGAUAUGUUCAUGCAGAUAAUGGAAAUGACCUUUACGUCUCACGAUGCCGCGUAUGAUUUCUACAACAGCUAUGCUAGAGAUAAUGGUUUCAGCAUUAGAAAGAAUAAGGUCAGACAAGGGAAACGUGACAGCAAGUUGCUAACCGAGGAAGGACACAGCUGUAGGCUCAGAGCCGAGACACGCUGCUUUUGCGAAGCGCACCUGACCGUCAAGCUUGACCAAAAGCGUGGGGUUUGGUAUGUUGAAAGUUUUGAGGACAAGCAUAGCCAUAUGUUGGCAGGACCGGACGAGGUACCUUUUCUUUGGUCCCACAGAAAAAUUAAAGAGUACCAGAAGCAUGAGAUAAUGUCCAUGGGAGCUGCAUGGAUUAGAAUUCACGACAUGAUGGAUUGCUUCAUCAGCAAACAUGUAUGGUACGGCGGUGUUGGUUUUACCAGAAAAGUGGAGAAGGAAGAAGAGUAG